AUGCAAACUGCAACAGUUAAAGUAACUGGAAAAUAUGGUGAUAAAAGUGAGCGUGUGCGUUUGCUACUUGACUCCGGUUCACACAGGACGUAUAUUUCAAAGGAACUUACUGACCGUUUAGGUUUGAAAGAAGAAAGCGAACAGGAAAUAAAUGUUGUGACGUUUGGAAGCGAAGGGUCUAAAACCAUUAAAACAAAAUCAACCACAUUAAAGGUUAUGCUUAAAGAUGGCAGUUAUAUAACCAUGACAGCCAAUAUAGUACCAAAGAUCAGUGGGAUGUUACAUCGUAGUGCUGUGAAUAAAAUUCAGUUAGAAAAGCUGUCUCAGAUGACUAGAAAUCUACACUUAGCUGAUACUAUUCCUACAGAAAAGGAAGUGCAUUCAUUGGAUCUACUGGUAGGUAAUGAUUUUUACCUAGAUAUAGUUAAUUCCGAAAAAAUUCAAGUGUGUUCUGGAUUAUACUUACUUUCAUCAAAGUUAGGUUGGAUUCUGUCCGGGAGAGCAGGAUUUGUAAGUGAUACAAUUGCUGAUGAUAUGAGUAUGUUAAUUCUGUCUCAUAAAGACAAUGACGCCGAUGUGAAUAAUUCUGAAUUUGAUAGUGUGAUGUCUGUUAAGACAAACCUUGAAGAGUUCUGGAGUAUCGAAACCAUCGGGAUUGUGGAUCCACCGGAAAGUAGUGAUGACGAAAAAGCCAUGUUGAACUUUAAAGAGACAUUGAAUCGAGAAAAUGGUAGAUAUAGCGUAACAUGGCCUUGGAAAGGUAACAGCGAGGAACUCCCAGAAAAUCGCGGGUUAGCUUGUGAUCGACUUAGGUCACUUGUAAAGAGAAUUCAGAAAGAAACUGAUUUAAUGGAAAGAUAUUAUACAGUGAUAAAGGACCAAGUUGAAAAGGGUAUUAUCGAAAAGGUUGAACGUAAUUCCUACAGUGGAUCAAAGCAUUAUAUUCCUCACCAUGUAGUGAUUACACCAGAUAAGAACACGACAAAAUUGAGAAUAGUAUAUGAUGCUUCUGCAAAAGCCAGAAAACAAAGUAAAAGUCUAAAUGAAUGUUUAUAUCGUGGACCUGUGUUGCUACGAGAUCUUUGUGGAAUAUUUAUGAGAUUCAGAUUACCUGAAAUAGGAAUUGUCUCCGAUAUAGAGAAAGCUUUCUUGCAAGUGGAGUUACAACAAACCGAACGGGAUGUUACACGGUUUCUGUGGUUUAAGGAUUUCACUGAACCAAUUAUUGAUGAAGAUCACAUCCAGGAAUAUAGAUUUUGUCGUGUUCCUUUCGGUGUGGUUUCUAGUCCCUUUCUAUUAGCUGCUACAGUGGAAACACACUUAGAUUCAUACGAUACGAAAUUGGCUACUCAGAUGAAAGACAACAUUUAUGUAGAUAAUAUAAUCACAGGAGCAGAUACUGUUGAGGAAGCAAUGACCUUGUACAAUGCGGGAAAAUCAAUGUUUUGUGAAGCAAAAAUGAAUUUGAGGGAAUGGAUAACCAACAGUGAAAUAGUGAAUAGUUUGAUACCCGAUAUUGACAAAACACAAUCUGAAAAGGUAAAAGUUCUAGGUCACACAUGGGACACAAAGUGUGAUACGUUUUCAGUUCAAACCUCAAAAGUGAUCAACAGUGAAUUACCAGCUUCAAAAAGAAAUGUAUUAAAGCAGAUUGCGUCAGUGUAUGAUCCGUUAGGGUUCUUUGUUCCAGUAACAAUUCAAGGAAAGACUUUACUUCAAAAGCUUUGGAGUAAAAAACUAGAAUGGGAUGAUUUACUGGAUCCAGAAGAUAAAGCUGAAUGGGUUGCUAUUAAGAGUGAUUUGGCGAUAAUAUGUGAGGUUAAACUGAAACGGUGUAUUUCUCUAUCAGGAGAUAAAAACAAAAUUAAUUUCACUCUAGUGUGUUUCUGUGAUGCCUCGAUCAAAGCAUAUGCUACUUCAAUAUACCUUGUGCAAGAGUUUGAUGGUGUAUCUAAAUCUGAUAUUGUGUUCUCAAAAAGUCGUCUAUCUCCAAUAAAAGGAAUGACCAUUCCGAGACUAGAACUAUUAGCUGUGUUGAUAGGGGUUAGAUGUAUUUCAUUCGUGGAAAAGGAGUUAAAUUUACCAAUAAAGGAUGUGAUUGUGAUGAGUGAUUCCCAGUGUGUGUUACAUUGGAUAUCUUCCAAGAAAGUCCUUCCCGUGUUUAUUGAAAACAGAAUUAAAGAAAUAAGAAGUCAUGACAAGAUAGAAUUUCGUUAUGUUAACACGAAACAAAAUCCAGCAGAUAUUGCCAGUCGUGGGUGUCCUCUCGAAACUUUACAAGAAUACGACAUGUGGUGGUAUGGACCAGAAUGGCUAACUCAUCCUCAAGAGCAAUGGCCAAACUGUGAAAGCGCAGAGGAAAUGUGUUCAAAAAUGAAACCAGAAAAGGAAUCAGUUGAGUCUCCAAACGAGAGCAUUAUGAUCUCGCAAACAGGAAUUAGUGAACCCCCAUUUGGUAUUGAAGUACACAAAGCUGAAGCAAGAACGUUAACGCUUUCAGCCAAACGUGAAGAUGUUGUCAAAUUAAACACAUACUACGAGCCUUUGUCAUCAUCGGACGAUGACAUUUUCGAUAUGAUCGCCGAACAGGAGGAGUAUCUCCAGGAACAUCGGAAAGCUGUCGAUAAUUUCAAUCUCGACAUGUUGACUUCAACUUAUAAUGACAUUAGUUCACCGGACGUCAGUAUAUACCCAGAUGAUAGUGACGUUAAUGUUCAAACGUCCGACAACACUUCAGGGGAUGACGCCAAUGUUGACGUCAAUGUGCCGGAUACCGUCGAUAAUUUCAAUCUCAACAUGCUGACUUCAACUUAUGAUGACAUUAGUUCACCGGACGUCAGUAUAUACCCAGAUGAUAGUGACGUUAAUGUUCAAACGUCUGACAACACUUCAGGGGAUGACGCCAAUGUUGACGUCAAUGUGCCGGAUACCGUCAUUUCAAAAAUGGACGUCAGUAUACACCCAGCUGAGUCGGAUUACGUCAAUGAUAUUGAUAACGAUUCCCACAUCGGUGAUAAUUCUGAGGAUGUUAUCGUCAUUAGUGAUGUAAGUGAUGAUGAACUGGUUCCAGUAGUGACUGAAUCCGGAAAAUGUCUAUCUGUGGAAAGGCGAUCGCUAAGAACGGAAGUGGAAGUCUGGACGAGGACCGGGAUAAGAUUUACCACCUACAGCGGAAUUGAGCCUUUGUUUCGUUGGGCUCGAUAUGAAGAUGACUUUUAUAACUACACCAUGAAGCAGUAA
Dreissena polymorpha is the source of this 3240-nucleotide messenger RNA. RefSeq lists its product as uncharacterized. Lineage: Eukaryota; Metazoa; Mollusca; Bivalvia; Myida; Dreissenidae. The record is from RefSeq and is a predicted model, not a curated record. The transcript has 2 exons. Bases 1 to 3240 code for a protein of 1079 amino acids.